Molecule: messenger RNA, 1545 nt
Organism: Haliotis rufescens (red abalone)
Lineage: Eukaryota; Metazoa; Mollusca; Gastropoda; Lepetellida; Haliotidae
Product: coiled-coil domain-containing protein 1-like
Exons: 3
Coding region: 1-1545 (514 amino acids)
Source: RefSeq, a predicted model, not a curated record
AUGGAAGACAUCUUGAAUGGUGUGGAAGACAUCUUGACUAGUGUGGAAGAUAUCUUGAAUGGUGUGAAAGACAUUUUGACUUGUGUGGAAGACAUCUUGAGUGGAGUGGAAGACAUACUGAGUGGUGUGGAAGACAACUUGACUAGUGUGGAAGACAUCUUGACUGCUGUGGAAGACCUUUUGACUGGUGAGGAAGACAUCUUGACUGCUGUGGAAGACCUUUUGACUGGUGUGGAAGACAUCUUGAGUGGAGUGGAAGACAUACUGAGUGGUGUGGAAGACAUCUUGACUGGAAUGGAAGACAACUUGACUGGUGUGGAAGAUAUUUUGACUGGUGUGGAAGACAUCUUGACUGGUGCGGAAGACAUCUUGACUGGUGUGGAAGACAUCUUGAGUGGAGUGGAAGCCAUCUUGAGUGGUGUGGAAGACAUCUUGAGUGGAGUGGAAGCCAUCUUGAGUGGAGUGGAAGCCAUCUUGAGUGGUGCGGAAGACAUCUUGACUGGUGUGGAAGACAACUUGACUAGUGUAGAAGACAACGUGACUGGUGUGGAAGCCAUCUUGACUGCUGUGGAAGCCAUCUUGACUGCUGUGGAAGACAACUUGACUGGUGUGGAAGACCUUUUUACUAGUGUGGAAGCCAUCUUGACUGCUGUGGAAGACCUUUUGACUGGUGUGGAAGACAACUUGACUGGUGUGGAAGACCUUUUGACUGGUGUGGAAGCCAUCUUCACUGACAACUUGACUAGUGUGGAAGACAACUUGACUGGUGUCGAAGCCAUCUUGACUAGUGUGGAAGCCAUCUUGACUGCUGUGGAAGACAACUUGAGUGGUGUGGAAGACAUUUUGACUGCUGUGGAAGACCUUUUGACUGGUGUGGAAGACAACUUGACUGGUGUGGAAGCCAUCUUGACUGCUGUGGAAGACAACUUGACUGCUGUGGAAGACCUUUUGACUGGUGUGGAAGACAACUUGACUAUUGUAGAAGACAACUUGACUAGUGUGGAAGCCAUCUUGGCUGCUGUGGAAGACCUUUUGACUGGUGUGGAAGACAACUUGACUGCUGUGGAAGACAACUUGACUGCUGUGGAAGACCUUUUGACUGGUGUGGAAGACAACUUGACUAGUGUGGAAGACAACUUGACUGGUGUGGAAGCCAUCUUGGCUGCUGUGGAAGACCUUUUGACUGGUGUGGAAGACAACUUGACUAGUGUUGAAGACAACUUGACUAGUGUGGAAGCCAUCUUGACUAGUGUGGAAGCCAUCUUGGCUGCUGUGGAAGACCUUUUGACUGGUGUGGAAGACAACUUGACUGCUGUGGAAGACAUUUUGACUGGUGUGGAAGACAACUUGACUAGUGUGGAAGACAUCUUGACUGUGAAUGAUGAUGAUGACGAGGACGAUGAUGGUGAAGCUGAGGAAGACGAUGAUGGUGGUGAUGAUAGUGACGAGGACGAUGAUGGUGAUGAUGAUGGUGAUGGUAAUGAGGAUGAGGACGAUUAUGGUGACGAGGACGAUGAUAGUGAUGAUGAUGACGAGGGACGAUGA